ACACAGCUAGCUGUGUCAGCCCCAGUGGCCUAAUGGAUAAGGCAUUGGCCUCCUAAGCCAGGGAUUGUGGGUUCGAGUCCCAUCUGGGGUGGGUGAUUUUUGCUUUUAGCCGUGCUGCCUGACGGACGCCUGUGAUCCGCCGGUUGUGUCGGGUCUGCUGCUCCUGGGCUCCUUUUUUGGUCGUCCCCUUCUGGCUCCGGCGGGACCGAAGCGUCCUUUAAACCGGCGACCCCAGAAACCCGCGGGGACGCGCCCGCUGCCCAACUCGGUUUCCCGUCGUAUGAUUCGCCUCUCGGAGGGGUUCCGGUUCUCACGCUCCGUUACCACAGGCCUGCGACGAGGCGUAGGGCGCUGCGUGAGGCGGGCACGGCCCGGCCGCGCCCCUGGACCGCCGGCGCUUGACCAGCGAGGAUUGCGAUGGCGGGUGACCAGCGAGAAGCUGUGCCGGGCCCAGCAGGAGCUGCACUUCCAGGCCGCCACCUACCUGUGCCUGCUCCGCAGCGUCCGGGAGCACGAGGCCCUGCACCGCGAGUACCACGGCAGGGGCGAGCGCUCGCCCCAGGAGGUCGCCGGGCUGGUGGGCUUCAGACUGCCUCAGCAGCCGGGAGGGAAGGGCUGAGACGGGACUGCUGCGUUCAGUGUUUAUCUCUUAAUAAAUAAAUAUCCUAGAGCUACUCGAA
This is a messenger RNA of Cinclus cinclus, 680 nucleotides long. RefSeq names its product formation of mitochondrial complex V assembly factor 1 homolog (gene FMC1). The coding region runs from base 281 to 619 and encodes 112 amino acids. NCBI's taxonomy places the organism in Eukaryota, Metazoa, Chordata, Aves, Passeriformes, Cinclidae. The transcript has 2 exons. The record is from RefSeq and is a predicted model, not a curated record. Gene Ontology annotation, cellular component: mitochondrion.